AUGUCGAAUAGCCCGUUCGCAUCCCCAGGGUCUCGUACUUCACCGGGUGCGCGUGAGAGUCCCAGUCUCACACUCUCUCAGCUACGCAGUCGUGGCAACGGGUCAACAAAAACGAGCCCGUCUCCGGCAAGCACGACCACGUCGACUUUCUCAGACUCCGUCUCUACCCAUAUCCCGUUACGGCCGCUCAGCAGCAUGAUUGGUGCCGGCGAUACUGAUCAGCGGCUCAUUCGGUCAGAUCCGGGCAUGAUGACCUCCUUUGAACCUUCGGAUAGAGAGCUUUAUGACUUGUGGGCGCCGCGUACAUAG
Messenger RNA from Peniophora sp. CBMAI 1063, 309 nucleotides. Lineage: Eukaryota; Fungi; Basidiomycota; Agaricomycetes; Russulales; Peniophoraceae. The record is from the annotation of a GenBank genome assembly.